This is a messenger RNA of Phacochoerus africanus (Common warthog), 1653 nucleotides long. RefSeq names its product LY6/PLAUR domain containing 3 (gene LYPD3). Bases 65 to 1105 code for a protein of 346 amino acids. The record is from RefSeq and is a predicted model, not a curated record. The transcript is spliced from 5 exons. Gene Ontology annotation, cellular component: plasma membrane. NCBI's taxonomy places the organism in Eukaryota, Metazoa, Chordata, Mammalia, Artiodactyla, Suidae.
GUAAGAGGGCCCAGGUUGGGAGGCGGCACACCUAGGGGGGAAGCCGAGAGAGCAGGACCGAACCAUGGACCCUGCCGGGAAAGCAGGCGCUGGGGCAGUGAUCUGGACUACAGGCUGGCUGCUGCUGCUACCGCUGCUGCUUGCAGAAGGAGCGCAGGCCCUGGAGUGCUACAGCUGCGUGCAGAAAGCAGAUGACGGAUGCUCUCCGCAGAAGAUGAAGACGGUGAAGUGCGCGCCGGGCGUGCAAGUCUGCACAGAGGCCGUCGGGGCGGUGGAAACUAUCCACGGGCAAUUCUCGGUGGCUGUGCGGGGCUGCGGUUCGGGCCUCCCCGGCAAGAAUGACCGCGGACUGGACCUUUACGGGCUCCUGGCCUUCAUCCAGCUGCAGCAGUGCUCCCAGGACCGCUGCAAUGCCAAGCUCAACCUCACCUCGCGAGGGCUCAACCCCGCAGGCAAUGAGAGUGCCUACGGCCCCAACGGCGUCGAGUGCUACAGCUGCGUGGGGCUGAGCCGCGAGGCGUGCCAGGGAACGGCGCCGCCCGUCGUGAGGUGCUACAACGCCAGCGACCACGUCUACAAGGGCUGUUUCGACGGCAACGUCACCUUGACGGCAGCUAAUGUGACUGUGUCCUUGCCUGUCCGGGGCUGCGUCCAGGAUGAGUUCUGCACCCGGGAUUCCGUGACAGGCCCCGGGUUCACGCUCAGCGGCUCCUGCUGCCAGGGGUCCCGUUGUAACUCGGACCUCCGCAACAAGACCUACUUCUCCCCCCGAUUCCCACCCCUCGUCCUGCUGCCCCCUCCUCCGUCCACCACUCUGGCCCCAACCACUUCUGUCACUACUUCCACCCCGGCCCCAACCACCUUCACCUCCACCUCCAAACCCACCCCAGCUCGGACCAGCCAGAUUCCACAAAAGGUUGAAACUGAAAACUCCCAGGAAACAGAAUCUAGCUUGGUUGGAGGUGCUGGUGGCCACCAGGACCGUAGAAAUAUGGGGCAGUAUCCUACCAAAAAUGAGCCUCAUUAUAAUAAUAAAGGCUCUGCCGCUCCCUCUGCGGGGUUGGCGGCUUUUCUGUUGGCUGCAGCUGUUGGUACCCUACUAUGAGCUUCUCCACCUCUUGCCCCACUUCCUUGGCUCAGGGUACUGUCUCUUCCCAUUACUCCCUUUCCCACCCCUGGACUGGGCUGGCCCAGCCCCUGUUCUCCCAGUCUCCCCCGGACUCCCAGCUUCUGCUGCACUGGUUUGCGGCUUCGGGACAAAGUUACCGUUGUAUAUAUAUAUAUCCUGCCAGGGUGUUCUAGUGUUUUGAGGGCAGCAAUGGUAUCUCCCUCAUCUUAGUCUCUCCCUGGUCUCCUCGUGGUGCCUAGGACAGAGGGAGGUCAGAGCUGGCCCAGGGAAGGUGGAGGAGACAAGGAUAAGCUUCCUGUUCGCUGUCUCACAGCCAACCUGGAAAAGGGGGGGGCGGGUGGUGGCAGAAUGGCUCCCUCUUCUGAUGGUUCUGCCCCCACCCCUCCAUCCUUGUGGGAAUCAUUUUGGCGCCUUUGUCUUCUUUUCCAGAUUGUGAGCUCCUCAAGGGCAGGGACCUGUGCCUUAUGCCUUGGUGUGGUCAGUGUCUGGCACAGAAAGGCUUCAAUAAAAGUUUAAUUACUUUG